AUGGAGGUUGAUGAAAACACCUCAGGCGCCGGCAUAGGUCCCAAGUUGCUAGUUGCGCUGGGGAGCGAUGACCAAACGAAAAGCCCCCGAGAGGACGCUCACGAGCCUACAUCUGCUUCAACCGGCAAUGAAACGAGGUCAACUUCUCGAAUAAGGACCUACCAAUUGCCGGAAACUCUAUGGAGGUGGAUCACCUGGACGCCCAAGAGAUGCAGAUGGGAUCCAGAUACUCCCCCAGAGUUCAGUAUGUGGCUGAAUUUACUAUUUGGAUUUGCUGGUACAUUUACGGUUGCCAAUCUGUAUUACAACCACCCAAUCCUGAAUAUAUUGGCCGUUGAGUUCCACGUCACUGAUGAGCGCUCAUCGCUCAUACCCACGGUCAUGCAAGCGGGUUACGCCGCUGGUCUGUUAUUUUUGUGUCCACUGGGGGAUCUAUUCCGCCGCAGAGCCUUCGUUUUAAUCUUGGUCUUCUUCACGGCAACAGUUUGGCUUGGCUUAUGCGUAACCAACUCCUUUGCCGUCUUCCUCGUCCUCUCGUUUAUCACAGCGGUCUCAACCGUAACGCCCCAGCUAAUGCUGCCCCUUGUCGGGGAACUUGCACCACCCCAUCGGCGCGCCAUGGCUCUCUCAAUCGUGGUGUCAGGCCUUCUCUUAGGGAUGUUGCUUGCACGACUCCUUGCCGGAGUCCUAACACAGCACACCUCAUGGCGUAGCAUCUACUGGUUCUCCUUUGGCAUGCAAUACCUAAUAUUUAUCCUGCUCUUCUUCUUCAUGCCCGACUAUCCAAGUACCAACCCCGGUGGGCUGAAUUACUUCGGCAUGCUUUGGAGUAUUGUUCAAAUGGUUUUCCAGUAUCCUGUUCUCGUUCAGGCCUGUUUGGUUGGGUUCACGGUUUCGAGUACAUUUACUAGCUUCUGGACGACCCUCACAUUCUUGCUAGCUUCGCCCCCCUACUCGUAUUCUCCAACUACAAUUGGCUUAUUUGCGCUCAUUGGCAUAGGUACCAUGUGUUUUGGGCCCUUAUAUGCCAAAGUAAUAAUCGACCGUCUCACACCCCUCAUCAGCGUCAUGCUCGGUCUCACAUAUGUCCUCAUUGGUCAAGCUCUAGGAACUUUCCUUGGCCCCUUCUCCAUUAGUGGACCUAUCGUUCAAGCGUUCCUCCUCGAUUUCGGACUGCAAACCUCCCAAAUCGCAAACCGUUCUGCCAUAUACGCCAUUGCUCCCAAAGCGAGAAAUAGGAUAAAUACCGCGUAUAUGGUGAGCGUGUUCUGUGGACAGUUGACCGGCACCGCGGUGGGGAACAGAUUGUAUGCGGAAGGGGGAUGGAGACUUAGUGGUGGUGUCAGUAUGGGGUUUAUUGGGGUUGGGCUGGUGGUGUGUUUGCUAAGGGGACCGUGGGAAAAGAAGUGGAUUGGUUGGAGGGGCGGAUGGGGCUGGAGGAGGAGAGAUUUAGGUCCUAAUGGUAGUGAAUUGAGAAAGGAGGAACCACCUGUUGAGAGGGUAUUGGAUGAGAUAAGUGCUGAGGAGGAAGGAAAGGGGAGUGAUUCUGGAGAAGAGAAGGGGAAGCAAACUGCCCGGGACGAAACGAUAGGUGGUGAGUUGCUCAAACAACCAAUUACAAAAUAA
This is a messenger RNA of Venustampulla echinocandica, 1626 nucleotides long. RefSeq lists its product as uncharacterized. Bases 1 to 1626 code for a protein of 541 amino acids. The transcript is spliced from 4 exons. The record is from RefSeq and is a predicted model, not a curated record. Gene Ontology annotation, biological process: transmembrane transport. Lineage: Eukaryota; Fungi; Ascomycota; Leotiomycetes; Helotiales; Pleuroascaceae. Gene Ontology annotation, molecular function: transmembrane transporter activity.